Molecule: messenger RNA, 1440 nt
Organism: Aaosphaeria arxii CBS 175.79
Lineage: Eukaryota; Fungi; Ascomycota; Dothideomycetes; Pleosporales
Product: PLP-dependent transferase
Exons: 5
Coding region: 1-1440 (479 amino acids)
Cellular component (GO): cytosol
Molecular function (GO): transaminase activity; pyridoxal phosphate binding
Source: RefSeq, a predicted model, not a curated record
AUGGGCGGCAGGGCACAGGAGCAAUUGACAGAAGAUUCUCAAGACUUGGACCAAAGCGUUCUCCUGCAUCGAAAUCUCAAGGAGUUGCCACCGACAAUGGUCCGGGAAGAAGGUAAUUACUUCUGGCUCGAGGACGGUCGCAAGAUUUUCGACGCCGCCACUGGCGCUGCCGUUGUCUGUAUGGGCUAUCACAAUGCUCGCAUCAAUGAGGCCCUAGUACGACAGAUCCAGGAAGGGCCCAUGUACUGUCCACAACUAUCAUACAGGACCCACAUUGGCGAAAAGUAUGGCAGGGAGUUGAUCAAUUCUACCGAUGGCAAAAUGUCGCUAGUCAGCUUUUACUCUUCAGGCUCUGAGGCGUCCGAAGCCAGCUACAAGUGUGCUUGGCAAUACCAUCGCGAGGUUGACAAAGACUCGAAGCGCAACAUCUUCAUUGCCAGAGAGCAUUCUUAUCAUGGGAACACGUUGUUUGCACUUUCAGUGAGUGGACACAAGGCUCGCCGCGCCAUGUAUGAGGAUACGUUGGCAGAGAACGUUGCACGUGUUUCCGCCUACAAUCCAUACUUCAAAAGGCGCCCAUAUGAGACCGAAGACCAGUACACAGACCGUAUGCUCGAUGAACUUAAGACUAAAUUCGAGACCCACCUCGGAAAGGUUGUUGCCUUCGUCGCUGAACCAAUUGUGGGGGCGGCACUCGGAUGUGUUCCUGCAGCAGCUCGAUAUUGGAAGGGGGUUAGGGCGCUCUGCGAUCAGCACGGCGCUUUGCUCCUCUUCGACGAAGUGAUGUGUGGCAUGGGGCGUUGCGGCACGUUGCAUGCAUGGCAGCACCCAGAUGUAGGAGUCGUCCCGGAUAUUCAAACUGUCGGCAAGGGGCUUGGAGGCGGCUUCCCCAUCUCAGGCAUGCUUCUCAAUCACCGCGUCGCAAAGGCUUUCAAGAAGGGUAGCGGUGAGUUCGCUCAUGGACACACCUACCAGGGCAAUCCCUUGGGCUGUGCCGCCGGCCUUGAGGUCCUCAAGAUCAUCGAGGAUGAGAAUCUUCUCGAGAAUGUGACUCGCAUGGGAGAGCUUCUGCAUCAGUGCCUCGAGGAUUCCAUUGGCUCGCACCCUAACGUCGGAUACCUUCCAGGCAAAGGCCUUUUCCGGGGCAUCAUCUUUGUGGAGGACAAGGCUGGAAGGCAGCCUUUCCACCCGGAGCGCAAAAUUGCCACGAAAUUCAUGGACUUUGCUCAGCGUGAGCCAUAUCUACUAAAGGUAUACGCCGGUUCGGGCUCAAAGGAUGGAUACUGUGGCGACCACGCCCUUCUCGCUCCCGCGUACAACAUCACUGAGGAUGAUGUCUAUCAUAUCGUCACCCAGCUUACGAUGGCCAUCAACGACUUCUUCGUAUUGGAGGAGGAAAAUAAGCGUCUUCAGAUGUUGAAGCAUGCGCAGCAUCUUUGA